UAACAGCAGGUCUUGUCCUCGAACCGCGAGGAUCCAAGUUUCUCUUCACCUCUACCUCUUUGUUGUCAUCUUCCUUUCCUCCUUUUAAAUUUCUUUAUAGCUUCACGCAUCCCGGGUUGCAUCACUGUCUCAAUGGCUAGAAAGAGCCAGUCUGUCUCGUUCCCACCUACGGCACUUGGAGGUAUCGGAUCAGGCCUACCACCACCAGCGAUGCAGACCAGUGCUCCCUUUGUUACAUCUGACGCGCCCAAGAAUGAGGAUCGCCGGUCGUUGCCUCAGGGACGGUCAUUCCUGUGGGGCUUGUUUUCGUCGUCGUCGUCGCCCAAGGAACCCAAGAAUGUGCGAACGAAGCUAUCCAAGGCGCCACCGACGGCCUUCAGCACAACUAUGAAGUCCCUGCCGGAACCCAGAAUUGGAAGCAUCUCGCCGGAACUGUACAACGACCCCGCUUUCUCGUCUGAUCCGCGUUCCCAUCUUCUCUCCAAUUCCUAUUAUUUCCUUGGUCCUGUUCCACUGCCCGGACAAUCCUCCUUGAAACACGAGCAACCCAUUGAUGACAGUUCUCGCCAUUCAGAACAGUCAAAACAGUCAUCGGUUUCUCCCACAGACAUCAAAGUUUCCGGGGUUACUCCAUCCUCAUUUGUCAGUGCUGGUCCCUCUUCUUCCGCAUCUACGCCGUCUUUAUCUUUCGUACAAACUCCUUCCCCCGUAACAUCUACUCCUUCAUCGUCAACGUCCCACGCGACCGCCAUGCCACCAUUACAACCGUUGACUGCUGAACCUCGUUCACGUUCACCUCACCAUCCAGCAACGUAUAAACUACGCAUUCAUAAUCCUGACAUAUCCAACGAUGAUCCUCCUUCAUAUGAUGAAAGUACGAGCAUUCCCAUUCGUUCUGAAAAGCGUGGGGAUCCUCGCAUAGACAACUCGCCUCCUUCAGAAGCAGAACCAUCUGCUGCAGCGCUCCGGGAAUCGCCUACUCACUCUCAGCGAACAUCACCGUACGAAACACGUUCACACUCGCCUGCACGUUCAUUUUCUUCCCCUAAUCAUUCUGCCCUGGUGGCAGACUCUCAAGCAUCCCAGCCACCACAGUUACCCCCUCAGAAUAUACCCCAACAGAUGUAUCAAUAUCAGCAGCAGCCGGCACAGCGCCCAUCUACUUCUCGCCACACCACACCAGAGAAGUCACAUCCCGAGGAAGAAGCGCCGCAGCCAACACGCAGAAACGCGCCACUCAUUCUUCGAUAUGACCCUCCUCCAGAACCCCAGCCCACGGCUGAGGAACAUCACCAGGCCCGUGCUCAGGCCAAGCGUGGCCGGGCGAAUCAGCUGGAUCCUAUCGAUGAACUGGAUCAAACGAAUCCACUUGGUAUGAGAUUGCACCAUGGCGGGCCUUACGAGGCUAUACAGAAGGUUGUCAAUUCCAAAAACAAGGAGCAACAGAAUCGUCCUCAGAGAAACCAUAGCAAUUCUUCCGUUGAGAAUCUGCAGACUAGUGCAGCACCCGCUCCAUUUACACCUUUUGGUGCACCACUAAACCUAACUCCGGGACAGAUCCUCCCACAUAAUUUCCAGCUUUAUUCCCAAGCCCGUCCUCUCCAGAAUCAGGUUUCGACGCGUCAACAGCAAGCUCCCAGUCAGGAUUCAUACCAAACCCGUCUAUAUCAGCCAGCAGAUGUGCAACCGCAUCCCCUGCGAAGUCGCUCGUCCUCUGGUCAAGUACACCGAGCAGCUGAUCAAGAUCAAUAUCAGCGUGGUACCGGUGUACCAUUCAACCCAUAUGACCUGGGCCCUAUACACCAUUCUCAGUCCCAUCAGGCUCCACGAUCUCAUCAACCAGUUCCGCCCGUCACUCAUCCCGCCGUCCCGGCCGUUCGGCCAGCUCGGUCUAACCAAAGUGUGCGACAAAGUCCACGACCCGUUACUCCAGUUCAUGAGGACGAGGAUGCAUACGGGGGUAUAGUAGAUGCAUAUGGAGGAAUAGAAGAAGAAGAGGCACCAGCUCUGGCGCCCAUGGCACAUAGGUCGGAACGCAGAAGUGCUCCUGUGCCUGCACCUGCUGCGAAUGUUACACCCGGUUUGAACCUACAGCGUUCGCAGACCUCGGUCACUCCACGAUAUCCUAAUGUUCCCCUCGGUUCUGCCACGCUCCGGGCCGAACCCAUUAACGUCCCUCAACCGACACCUUAUCCUUCGUCUUACGAUGGUCACGGAAGGUCCAAUGUUUCCUACACUCAGCCUCCUCCUCACGGGACACCGUACGAAAGCAAUUCUAGAAUACUUGAUCCUGUUGGAUACGAAGCCAGUCGAAUGCGACAGCCAUUCAUGGAUCAGCACAACCAGCCACCACCACAACGUAUGGCACAGGCAAUGGCACCGCAACCAAUGGCAACUCCACGCAUGGUUUAUCAACAACUGGCGCCUCAGCAAAGGCCACCUCCUCCCGUUAGGCAACUGGCACCAAGCAUUCAGUCUUCGUCUUCGGCUUAUCGGAAUGGGCCUCCCCCAAAACAUCUUCCCAGCAAUCUAGUAAUGCCUACUCCUCUGCAAAACGCGCCUCCGAAAGCAUCUUCGGUGUCUCAACCACACCGCAUAGAUCCUCGACACCAAGCAUCGUCUCAAUUCUCUGUGCAUCAUCAACCUCCACGACCGAGCACUGCUCCUUCAAAGGGUUUCGGGGUGGUGAUGCUACCUUCGGAGAAUCAGAAGAUAGUGAGGAAGGGAAGCAGUGUAGCAGCGCGUGUUCCUACAACGGGGGUGGCAUUCGCGGCAAGUAUUGUUGACCCGACGUUUACGCGGCAGGCGUCUGUGAAACCCAAGGCGCUGCCUGUGCAGAAACAGAAGGUUCCUAAGAGGGUGCUGAGCAAGAAAAGAGUCGAUUUUUGAUGACUAGUAAUGAUUUCUCUAUCUCCGUGCAGACCGUAUACCUGUGUUUUUGAUGUAAUCUUGCUUUCGUUGUACCGUCCACAUAUCGAAUACUUCAUCUAUGUAGUCUAAUAUCUCUUUGUGGACCUGUAUAGUGUAUCUUAUUAGCAAAUAGAAACUCCGUCAUUUUCAUGCAUGAUUGAAGAAUAUUUAUACAGGUGCG
Guyanagaster necrorhizus is the source of this 3091-nucleotide messenger RNA. RefSeq lists its product as uncharacterized. The transcript has 3 exons. The record is from RefSeq and is a predicted model, not a curated record. NCBI's taxonomy places the organism in Eukaryota, Fungi, Basidiomycota, Agaricomycetes, Agaricales, Physalacriaceae. Bases 133 to 2889 code for a protein of 918 amino acids.